CCAAAGGCCAAAGGUCCAGAGCGCUCGACCUAGGCGAGUGGGUGACUGCUUCAACCACGAGCGCAGCGCGGCGGCGACGCCAUCUCCCACGGAUGUAGCUUCGUCUCCUUCCCGUUCGCUGUCGUCGACGCCAUCAUCCACGGGCACAGCGCGACGCCGCUCCAUACCGAGUCUGUGGGCCUGACACCAGGGGAGUCGCCCUCCAGCCCUCGCCCGGCUGCCCCUGCCUAUGCCCCUCGGCUCCGACCACCGAGUUUUGGCCAAGUCGCCAAUCGCUCAGCCAUUCAGCCAUGUAAGCAUGCGAGAGAUUAAGCUUCCUUUCAUCACCUGCUUCUUUAAUUUAUGGCAUCUCGAGUAGUCUGGUAAAUUGGCAUUUAUGCCUAAUCUGCUUGCGUCGGACGCCUGAUACCUCUGUUGUAUGAUUUACCCAAACUUCUAUGUUGUCUGCUUUAAUUAGUGCUUUCAAUUCUAGCGUUCUUUUCUCGAUCUGUAGUUCUGUUCUUUUUUGGACGAGCUCGAAUCUUGCAUUAUAUAUAGGAGUAAGUAUGGAAUAAAGCUAGGUGCCACACAUUUUGUUUGUUGCUUAUAAGAAAUGCUUAAUCAUGUUUCUAAGUGCAUCUGUUUAGCCUCUCAUUGGGUAUAUGCAUUUCUUUAUUUUACUUACUAGAGCAUUAAGAUUUCUGCGUAGCUUUUAUGCAGUCUAGCAUCUAACUAGUUCAUCUAUGUAAUCAAUAUGUAGUUAUUAUACAAUUUGGCAAGUUCUGAUAGAUGGCUUAUAGUUAUAUAUUGCAUACGAUGUUGCUUAUGGCAUGCAUUUUAAUACCUAUAUUGUAUCAAUAGCGGUGAAUGAGUAUUUUGAAUGCCCCUCCGCUUCCUAGCCUUUUUGUAUGUUUAUCCUUGUUAAUUGAAUUGUUAACUUUGUUUAGUUUUCUUUUAAACAUAGAUGGAUUUAGGGGUAUGUGAGGGUUCAAGUACUAAUAUCACCUCGGAUUACCAUUCGGUGCAAAUGUCAACCAGAACGACAAAGGUUUGGGAGUAUUUUCAACAGGAGUUAGUUGAGGUUGAUGGAGUGAUGAAGGCUAUUUGCAAAUACUGUGGGACGAAGCUGACAAGGAAAAGGAAUUCAUGCACAAAUAGCCUUAGAAACCAUGUUGCGGAUACAUGUCCUAAAAUUCUAGUUGAGGACCGCAAGCGAUUCAUUGCUACAAUGAGAAAAAAGCCAGGAGAAGGUUCAUUUGUGUUUGACCCUCGAAAGACUCAUGAGUGCAUGGUUAAGUGGUGCAUCAGUGCCGAGGUCGCAUUCAACAAGUUUGAUGAUCCGUUCUUUGCCCCGUGGAUGGAGUCAUUGCAACCAUCGUUUAGCGGUGUUGGGCCUUAGACAAUGAGAAAUGAUUGUAUUACCAUAUUCAAGAUGAUGUGGCAAGAGCUAAGGAAUGAGCUACAGAGUCUUAACUCUCAGAUUUGCUUGACAUCUGAUCUUUAGACCUCAAAUCAGAAGUUGGGUUAUCUUUGCUUGACAACCCACUACAUUGAUGCAAACUUUAUCUUGAAAAAAGAAGACUAUUGCAUUCAAAGUUGUAAAAUAUCACCCUCUCGCAUACAAGCUUUUAAUGAGAUUGCUGAGAGGUCUGGAUUUCCUUCAAAGGCUGGAUUAAUUCUUGAUGUUCCAAAUUGUUGCAAUUCGACACACAACAUGAUU
Molecule: messenger RNA, 1699 nt
Organism: Zea mays
Lineage: Eukaryota; Viridiplantae; Streptophyta; Magnoliopsida; Poales; Poaceae
Exons: 1
Coding region: 944-1378 (144 amino acids)
Biological process (GO): regulation of transcription by RNA polymerase II
Cellular component (GO): nucleus
Molecular function (GO): sequence-specific double-stranded DNA binding
Source: RefSeq, marked validated